Messenger RNA from Prunus mume (Japanese apricot), 854 nucleotides. Its product is annotated as putative leucine-rich repeat receptor-like serine/threonine-protein kinase At3g14840. The record is from RefSeq and is a predicted model, not a curated record. NCBI's taxonomy places the organism in Eukaryota, Viridiplantae, Streptophyta, Magnoliopsida, Rosales, Rosaceae.
CAACUAGGUAGUUCGAAGUCAGAGACAUAAUAAAAUUGUACACGCACAUCAAAAGUCCAUUGGCUCAUACGGCUCAGAGACCCUUCAUUAACUACAGAGAUUGAGACUGAGAUUGAGCCAAGAAAGAAUAAGGAUGAUACAGAUAUCAGGGAAUUGAUAUAUUACAUCAGGGAUUGAGAUGGCAAGAUUUCAUUUUGAUGUUUCAAAAGCCACCAUGGACCUUGUCAUUUUGGUAGCCAUGUUGGUCCUCUGCUUCUGCAUAUCCACGGUCAAAGUUGAAGCACAAUCUCUGCGUCUUGCUUCUGCAGAAGUGGAAGCACUAAAAGAAAUAGCAACACAAGUGGGAAAAAAAGACUGGAACUUCAGCAUAGAUCCAUGCAGCAAUGAUACAAAUUGGGCUACCCCAAAAUCUGCUGACUUGCCUUUAUACAACAACACUCUCAUAUGCAACUGCUCCUACCCUGAUGGUUUCUGCCAUGUUGUCAGCAUUUUUCUUAAAGGGCAAGAUCUUGCUGGUGUAGUUCCACCAUCUGCUGCAAAGUUACCCUACCUAACAAGAGUGUCCAUUACUGUGAACAAUUUAUCAGGACCAAUCCCUGGCUACUUGGGAAACAUAAGCACUAUAAUAUAUAUGUAUGCUCUGGCUCUAUCUGAUCUCUUUGCCACCUCAUAUUAUUUGUGAAAAUCAAUUUUAGGGUUAAUUACAGUUUAAUACCCUGUACUUACAACGUUAAGGCAUGUUAGUACCUGGCUUUUCAAUUUUUAGAAUCGCAUACUCUAAGCUUGUAAAUUUGUUACAAUCCGAUUCCACUGUUAGGGUUUUCAUCAGAUCUGUCUGGUACUUUAGAUUUAUA